Neurospora tetraspora is the source of this 1376-nucleotide messenger RNA. RefSeq names its product cytochrome P450. NCBI's taxonomy places the organism in Eukaryota, Fungi, Ascomycota, Sordariomycetes, Sordariales, Sordariaceae. The transcript has a single exon. The coding region runs from base 112 to 1341 and encodes 409 amino acids. The record is from RefSeq and is a predicted model, not a curated record. Gene Ontology annotation, molecular function: oxidoreductase activity, acting on paired donors, with incorporation or reduction of molecular oxygen; monooxygenase activity; iron ion binding.
CCUUCCUUCUUCCUCCCUUCCUGCCUUAUUCCCUUUCUACCCCACGCCCCUUUCUUCUUCUUGUCCCUCCUCCUCCUCCAGCCCGACCACUGCUAACCACACCUACAGCUCAUGCACACCAAAUACACCCUCAUCCCAACGCACGAAACCAUCAUCCCUCACACCGUCAAGUCCUCGCUCACCCCCUCCCUCCCUCGCCUCAACCCACAGCUAUCCGAAGAGGUGCAAAUCGCUUGCUCGCAGGAAAUUUCCCCCCUUAUCUCUAGCUCUCCCUCCGACUGGGCCCCCAUCAACAUCAACUCCAAACUCCUACGCAUCGUCGCCAAAGUCUCCGGACGCGUUUUUAUCGGCCCGGAGUUAUGCCAUGAUGAGCGCUACCUAGAGGCCGCCGUGGGGUAUACCGUCAGCGUGAUGGAGGCGCAAAGAGCCGUAGAGAAGAUGAGUCCCUGGCUUCGGCCUUUUGCAGCAUGGCGGUUGAAGGAGGUUCGGAAGUUGGCGCAGAUGGAAAGGGAUGCCACGGCUUUUCUGAGACCUGUCGUCGAGGCCCGCAGGGAAAAGCAAAGAAAGGGGGAAGAGAAGGACAACGACAUGUUGCAGUGGUUGAUGGAUUCCGCGGAUCAGGGCCAAGGAAAGCAGCACGGCAAGUGGGGGGAGGACACGACCACCACGAGAAAGUUGGCCAGAUUGCAGCUCUCUAUCAGCUUCGCUGCCAUCCAUACUACCACGUUGGUGACGACGCACGCGGUUUACAGCCUUGCCGCGGACCCCGAGUUGCAGGCCACGCUGCGGGAGGAGGUCCAGUCAGUCCUCGAGGAGCACAACGGCGUCUUCACCACCUCGGCCCUGCAAGCCAUGAAGAAGACGGAUUCCUUCCUCAAGGAGACGAUGCGCUUCCACCCUCUGGCACAGAUCUCCUUCACCCGCAAGGUGCUCAAGACCCUUGUUCUCUCCAACGGGCAGGUCAUUCCCAAGGGAUCGACAAUCGAAGUCCCCAACUACGCCGUCUCGCGGGACCCCGAAGUGUAUCCCAAUCCGGACGUGUUUGAUCCGUUGAGGUUCUAUAACCUCAGGAAUGAGGCCAGGGGCAAGGGGGAGGUGGAGCAAGCGGCGACGAACCAAUUUGUGAGCAUCAACAAGGAGUUCUUGACCUUCGGGUAUGGACGACAUGCCUGCCCCGGAAGGUUCUUUGCGGCGAAUGAGAUCAAGAUGAUUUUGGCGAAUCUGGUGAUGACGUAUCAGAUGGGACUGGUGGAGGGGGAGACGGAGAGGUAUAAGGAUUGGGAUAUUGCGGCGGGGACAAUUCCGGAUCCGACGAAGGAUGUGAUGUUUAGGAAGCUGUAAGGGCCCGGUGCUGGGCCUGGUGUAGGUAGCCGUCU